CGGACAUAUCCGGCUUCGCAGCAGAGGGAAGUUCACUGUUGUCACUUUACAAAGGAGAACGUUUUCUGAUAGUGAAUUUGAACACAACAUACAGUAGGGUUCGAUGAGAGACAAGGAAGAGAUGGAGAGAGAGGAGAGAGAUGGUGUUUCGGUCUAAGACGGCCCAGCACUUCCGUCCUUGCUACCCUGCUCUGCAACAGGCUGCCCCAGCCCCAAUAGCACCAUGUCCCAGGCCCAGACGGGAUCCAUGGCUGGCCUAACGCCCCAGGAGGUAGCCUUCUGGUUAGGAAAGGCAGUGGAGUGGGGCCAGACUGAGAGCCCAGACACCCAGAGAGACACCUGCCUCCACCUGGGCCCUCUCAGGGCCUUCCUCCAGCUCCUCCUCACACACAUACACACACGGAGCUCCACCACAGAGACCAUGAGGACUAUUCCCUUCGUAGGCCAGUUCCUCGGCCGCCUCUGCUGGAACCCCUAUGUCACUGCGGAUGCUGAGAGCCGCUCGCUCCUGCUCCAGAGUCUGUGGAGUCUAUAUUCCGAGGAACCUCACAACGCUGUCGAGAGGAAGGCCAACCAGUGGAUACGGAAUUUGUUAUGUCAGCUUGCUACAGAAGAAGAGGACAGUACAACACAUAUGUUAGUGAAACAUAUGGGCCUGCCACCAAAGGAAUACAAUGUAAAGGUUCUAAGAAAGAUGGUGUGGUUGCUAGUGGAGGAGGUUGGGGAGAGCUGCAGCAGUUUGGCUGACCCUAACCCGAGGUGUUCGUGUGACAGCGUUCUUGCUGCAUCAGUGGCAUGUGUCCCCCUGGUCACAUGUCUUGAGACUGCUCCUCUCAUUGGUGCGUUGCUGCAGCGGCCGGUGACCUGCGAUAAGGCAGCCCUCAGCCAGGACUUCCUGGAUGCUGUAAGCUCCGCCUACUCCAGAAAGUGUGUGUCUCUGGAGGCCCAGGCAGUGGUGUCUCUGUGGUGCCAUAACCUGGCCAGCCUAGAGGGGGCAGUGAUGUCUCUACUGGACUCUGUGCUCUCCAACCCAGCCUCCAUACCGCACAACCUAGAGAACACCAUCACUCACUCACUACUGCCUAAAGCCUGCUCCCAGCACAGCUCCAUAUUCUUAAUAGUGAACGACAUCUUCAGGUCCAUGCUGGUGCAGGUGGAGGGGAACCAGACUCUGCUCUCUCUUAUCCACACCUUCACCCUCUGCUUCCUCAGGGAACUGGCAGCCCUGCAGCCUCAGGAGUGUGUGUCCUUGAAGGCCUUCUUCCCACACACACCCCAGAGCUUACUGGCCCCUCUGCUGACCCAUCCUUCAGAAAUGGCCCAGGAGGCGUGGCCAGAACACCUGGCCUGGAUCACUGCAUCACUACAGAGACUCACUGAGGAAGAAGAGGAAGGCAACAGGGGUCAGUGUGGAGUGUUUGAGGCCUGGUUCCUGCUGGUGCAGUGUGCUGACUGGUUGGAGGUGGCCAGCCAGCAACUGGUCUCAGCCAGACCCCAGGACUGUGGCCCCCUGCUGUGGCUCCUCACCUUCUAUCACCACCCUACCAACAGGGGGCACCACCGGACACAGCAGCUGGUGGCGGCAAGAGAAGUCUGGGAUCACCUGAGGUCACUCUUCCUGCUCUCGGCUCCUCCCCUUCCUGCUGACCGACUGCAGUCAUUGGCCGGGCUGAUGUCAGCCGUCCCCCAGCAGCCGUCCCUGGACUCGCUAUUGGUUGUCAGCCUCCUGGUCAACUUUGCAGUUUUCUCCCUCAACCCCCUGAGUGGUGCCAGGGAGAUAGUCCGCAUGGUGGUGCAGCAGUCAGGGCUGGUCCGUGAGGCAGUGUGUGUUCUCGACAUGGUUGAGCUCCGACUAAACAGAGAGAGAGCCUCCUCCAGCCUCACUGACAGAGUUAAGCUCAGGACCAGGGCUCUUCGGGGCACACUCACACACAUGGUACGACACGACACAGACACACAGCCACUAUGGCAGCGAUGGGAUACACACACAGCCGUGCCAGGCUGUUCCACCAACCAGACGCUAUGACACUGAUACGCACAAACAGACGCUACAGAUACGACAGUGGGAGGACAUACAGUCACAACUAGACACCCACACGUAUCAGGACACACGCUUAGCUGUGCAAGAGCAACAGGUCAUAAAACGUGCCCUAACCCUUCCACUCAGAACACAUUCCUCUCAUUACACACACAUGGGGAAACAUCCGUUGAUUUGAAGAAGGGAAAUGACAUGCAACAACACCUGAUAUGGACACAAUGUUUUUCUCUACAGAAUGUCUCUACACCAACUAUACUGCAUUGUAUGGUACAAACCUAUACUAAAGAAAUGUGACGUCAACCCUUCAAGUCUCAUUAUGAAUAUGGAAAUAUUUCUAAUUUGUUAAUACAAUCAGAGUAAUGGUCUAUAACCUGAUCUGAGUCAUGUUUUUUUGAUUCUGUAUAUUAGCAGACUCACAUGUAGGACAAAACAAUAAAAUCAUAUGUACAGUACCAGUCAAAGGUUUGGACACA
This is a messenger RNA of Salvelinus namaycush (lake trout), 2511 nucleotides long. RefSeq names its product FA complementation group C (gene fancc). Bases 224 to 2026 code for a protein of 600 amino acids. Gene Ontology annotation, biological process: cellular response to oxidative stress; interstrand cross-link repair; nucleotide-excision repair. The transcript is spliced from 16 exons. NCBI's taxonomy places the organism in Eukaryota, Metazoa, Chordata, Actinopteri, Salmoniformes, Salmonidae. Gene Ontology annotation, cellular component: Fanconi anaemia nuclear complex. The record is from RefSeq and is a predicted model, not a curated record.